UCUCCUCUAUUUUCACUAUAUCAUUCCUUAUUUGUGUGCUACAUCUCCUUUUACAAGACGACACAUCCCACCCGGUGUCGAUCACCGUCCCAGAUCGCCCAGCGCACGCCAUGGGCCACGACAUAUCAAAACCUGCAGGCGAGCCAGCCUCGUUCCACCGCCCUGGUGAACCUAUAGGUCUCUUCAGGGUACAGAAGCAGAAUCCAAAGAAGCCUCGGAAGCAGAAGCAAAAGAAGCUCAGGAAUCGACGCGCCCAGAAAGAUGAAGGGCCUACGAACCUCGGCGCACGUACACACCCCUCCAUACCUAUGCUCUGUCCAGACUGGGUGUGGUCGACCAUGUCCAACGUGAGCGUAGCCAAAGACCGCGAAUGGUUCACCACCUACACCCCCUUCGACUCUACCGUCUGCAUCAGCGGCCAAAACCUCGCCGUCCGCGGCAUCGGCACCGUCAACCUCAACGUCAAACGCAACCCAGCGCGCGCCGGUCGACAAAACCAGGGCAUCCUCCCUCUCCGAACGGUCCUGCACGUGCCCGACGCGACCUGCAAUAUCCUCGCCAAGAUCCCAAACAUAGAUGGACAGUCAUGCUCCGUCUACAUCUUUCCAGCCAGGGGCGAAAGUAGGAGCUACUCAGUUAUGGACGGUGAGGAAGUGGAAGGCCACCACAAUGGGCAGAAGCAACAAAACGAGUUGAUGAAAGGUUGCAUCAAAGACCACAAGGGAAAGAUGGUCGCCUACUUCGAUCCAGACCACGUGUUAUUCGCGCUGAAACUGAGCGGGCCGCCGAUCGGGCCGAUAACGCGGGAGUCGGUGCUCAAAGCGAGGCCGGAAAGUUUACCUAUCAGCAUCUUUGCGCAAUGGGCCGCUGACGAGCUGGACAAGUGGAGUUUGAAGCGGGAGAUGCAAAACUUGCUCGCGGAUAGAGAUGUAGAUGGAGACAGCGAUGAUGCCAGCAGCGCGACACUCGACACUAGCGAUGAUGAGGAGGCCGAUCCGGACUUUGUUAUGGGCAAUGACGACGGCAGUAAUAAUGUCGGUCCUGGGAGGCCAAAGGAGAAUCUGGACAGGCACGGAUAUACGAAGGCGGAGCGGGCAUUCAUCAAGUCACACUUCAAGACUGAGUGGAAAUUCCUGCAUCUGUACGGCCUCCAAAUGGAAAAGGAUAAGGACAAGGAAUUGGGGAGAGAUAUUUUGAGGGCCAUGAUGGCAAACGACCAGACGAAAAAGAGCACGAACAUGAGGGCAGCCGGCUUCGCAGCACGCGUGACGGGACCCCGGAGACAACCACAACGCAAGGUUAUUAAACGGAGCGGACCAAGAGCACAAAGAGUCAACAAGAGCGGGCCACAACAGAAUGGGUUUUUAACGGCGACACUGGGCAAAUAUCGGGUUACACGAGCGCCACGGGUGCCACAACGCAGCUGGGCAGCGGCAGAUUGACUGUUGUCAAGGAGGAAAGUACGUGAUACAAACAAGUCUACCUUAUACACAGUAUAGAUUGCAUGCAUUUUA
Neurospora tetraspora is the source of this 1514-nucleotide messenger RNA. RefSeq lists its product as uncharacterized. The transcript has 2 exons. The record is from RefSeq and is a predicted model, not a curated record. Bases 111 to 1442 code for a protein of 443 amino acids. NCBI's taxonomy places the organism in Eukaryota, Fungi, Ascomycota, Sordariomycetes, Sordariales, Sordariaceae.